UUUCCCCUUAUUUUUUAAUUUGCCGCGUAUGCAACGCCGUGACACAAUGGCGGCUUCCGUUAUAAGCUCAUACUUUUUGACGACCGUUUUCGAUAAAAUGUAAAGAUCUGUCGAAAUUGUGCUCUUUUCGACAGGCUUUAGACGUUUAAAAAUGACAUAGGGAUAUCGAAACUUUAAGGUAUUCGCGGAGAGGAUUUCUGGGGGUAUUAAUACACGUUACAAGGGUAAAAUACACAUACGACAAAAUGUCAAGCGUCCUGCAGAUAGCGGGGAUUCCGGCUCCAGCCGCCUAUUAAAAAAGUUCAAUUCGAGCCGAUUUUAAUCGGACCUAUAUCAACCUUAGAAGAAAUGGACAUGAAAGUUCUUCAGUUUCAAAACAAAAAAUUGGCUCAGCGGUUAGAACAGCGCCACAGAGUAGAAGCUGAAUUAAGACAAAGAAUUGAACAAUUAGAAAAAAGACAAAUGCAGGAUGAUGCAGUACUCAAUGUUGUUAAUCGUUAUUGGAAUCAGUUGAACGAGGACAUACGUGUAUUACUUCAGAGAUUUGAUGCUGAAACAGCUGAUGAAUCAGAAAAUAAGAAUGAAAGCGAAGCUACAACAUCAUUUCUAAUGCAAUUAUCUUCUUGGGACAAAGAAGAGUUAGACGAUAAAUUAGCAAACCGUGUUCAAGUGUCCAGCGUGCUGUUUCUAAAGUUGUGCAGGCAUUUGAACCGUCUUUCACAAAGAAAUGAAAGAUUACUCUUGCACUGAAAGGAGAGUUCGAUGGAG
This is a messenger RNA of Osmia bicornis bicornis, 768 nucleotides long. Its product is annotated as E3 ubiquitin-protein ligase Bre1-like. NCBI's taxonomy places the organism in Eukaryota, Metazoa, Arthropoda, Insecta, Hymenoptera, Megachilidae. The coding region runs from base 349 to 750 and encodes 133 amino acids. The transcript is spliced from 4 exons. Gene Ontology annotation, molecular function: ubiquitin protein ligase activity. The record is from RefSeq and is a predicted model, not a curated record. Gene Ontology annotation, cellular component: nucleus; HULC complex.